This is a messenger RNA of Amoebophrya sp. A25, 1112 nucleotides long. The record is from the annotation of a GenBank genome assembly. NCBI's taxonomy places the organism in Eukaryota, Dinophyceae, Syndiniales, Amoebophryaceae.
AUGGCCGACAAAGAAAAGACUAUGGGUAUGGAGCAGGAGGAGGAAACCCUCCACAAAAUCCGCAUCACGCUCACAUCCCGUAACGUCAAGUCCUUGGAGAAAGUCUGCUCUGACCUCAUCGAAGGAGCCAAGUCGAAGGACCUCACCUGCAAGGGUACCACUUUGGAACAUUUCUAAAAUUCUACUUUUGGAUAGUAGGCGGUAAUGAAAAGUCCUUGAUUAUUUAGGUUCUAGCCUCUAUAUCCGUCUCGAAAAGAUUUGUUAAUAAGUAACGCAGGUUAGCCAGGAGAUGGACGGUCAGUAGUACACUUUUCUUACCAAGAGUUUUCUCUCGUUUUGGGUCCGUCUGAGACCAUCAACCUAAAGCGACUAUGCGAGAACCCCAUCUAUAUCCUCAUCUCUCCAAUUCAAAAUUUCAUCAAGGUCCGGUCCGUCUGCCGACCAAGCGCCUGCGUAUCUGCACUCGUAAGGCCCCGAACGGUGAGGGUACCAACACUUACGACAAAUUCGAGAUGCGCAUCCACAAGCGUUUGAUCGAUUUGCACUCCCCGUCCGAUGUUGUCAAGCAGAUCACCUCCAUCCACAUUGAACCUGGUGUGGAGGUCGAGGUCACCAUCAACGACGCCUAAGAAGAUUCGAACUGCCUCUGACUAUCAUCAUGUACCAAAACGGAAGGUGACACGAUAGUAGCAGUCGAGAUGGCAAUGGAGAAUAAACACGAGCAGCAGGAGGAUGAAGAUGGCACUUCGUGGCCGCGAUCGAAACUAGAGGCGGUAGGUGAUCGAUAAGCCGUGGUAGCAUCAUGAUUGCUGGAGCAGCAGCAGCUGCCGCUCGUUUACUUCAAACGCGUCUGGAUGGAGCACCAAGGGUGGCGAGGCCAUAAGUGGGAUUCUCACAGAUUCUGUUUCUUUCAAAUACACAAUGUGAUAGAGCAAGAGCCGUGCCUGGUUCCACAGCUAAACGCGACCUGUGAGAACACACCUCACAGACUCCAGCACCCGGCGAUACAGCAAACGUCCCGUGUUCGAGUAGUGCCCAACUCAAUGUCUCUGGUUUUCAAAAUUCUCUGAGCCUCAUGAUGAUGAUCGGUCAUUGCGAUUCUGUAGGAGAAG